AAUACACCUGUACGCAAACCACUAAAUAAUGCAAUGAGCUUCUCAAGUCUGGAGCAAUGGUGGGAAGAGUGGCAGCUGCGCAUCCUUGUCUUGGCCAGCCUCGGCACUCAGUUGUACCUUGCAUAUUUUGCCCCAACUCGAAAAUUGUCCCAUCUCCCGAGCUUUUAUAGAUUCCUUGUCUGCCUGGCAUACCUCGGAGGUGAUGCUCUGGCAAUAUACGCCCUCGCCGCGCUCUUCAACCGCCAGAAAAAGCGAGAGUGCUAUUCCUACUUUUCUGUGGGCGGAAGCAAGGAUCUAGAGGUGCUAUGGGCCCCUAUCUUGCUCAUGCACCUCGGUGGACAGAUCGGCAUAUCUGCUUACGACAUCGAAGACAACGAGCAGUGGAAGCGACACCUUGCCACUGCAGUUUCUCAGGUCACCGUAACUAUCUACGUCUUUUGCCACUCAUGGUCUCCCUUGGCUGAUAAGAGGUUGUUAGUUGCUGCAAUACUGCUUUUUAUCGUUGGGGUUUUCAGAUGCUUAGAGAAGCCCUUGGCUCUCAGAAGAUCUAGCUUCAAUACAAUAGUCACCUCUUUCCAUCCAGCCCCGAGGACAGUGAGUACCAACAGAGAAGUAGAGCUUGAACAGUACAUACAAGAAGCAAAGGGUUACGUGGACUGCAACCAAGAUCAUCCAACAUUGGAUAAGGAUGGAGAAAGGACUCACUCAAAUCAGCUCAAUAUACCUGACAAGCUAUUCGUAGACUUUGCAUAUAUCUACACUGAGCGUCUUGCUAAGUUGAAAGCCUUCUGGCUCCUGGAUGAUGAAAACUUUUUUAAAGCGCUACGCAUCGGGAUCUCCAGAACUUUCAAUCUUAUUUUUACGAAGCUCUGGCAAUUUGGUGACGAGAAUAGAGAUCCACCUUACUUUGAUAACCGUCUUUCGUACUUUUUGUGGCUCACUACUCUAACAUUGCCCAUCAUUUCCAUCACCCUCUUCCACAUUAGCCAUAAACAAGCUUAUAGGGGAACUGACAUCAAGAUUACAUUUUUACUAUUGUACAUCACAUAUUGUUUGGAGAUCAUAUCCAUGGGCACAUUAUGUUUUUAUAACUGGCGGGUGUUGCCUGGCAAGGUUGGCCAGAGUAGCAUUAUAGUUCCUGAGGGUAAAAGAAGGCACAUCACCAACUGCUUAUCAUCCAAAGGUUUGCUUGGUCAAUUUGGCGUUGAGAAUACGUACUCAUCUAAGGAGAUUACAUUCUUAGUCUGCAAUUAUGUUAAAGAUGGAUGGAGGAAUUAUAUAAGGGAUGUUGACAGCUAUUGGAAGUUCACAGAUACCAGGGGCCACAAGACACUCGACUCACUCGAGCGCAAUGGCUGCGUCGUCGGAGGAAACCUUCGGGAGAGUAUAGAGAAGCCCUUAGACGAGAGCAUCAUUCUUUGGCACAUUGCCACAGAUUUUUGCUUCUAUCAUAAGGGCACACCACCUGAUUCUGAAUGUGCAAGGCUCUGUAGACAAAUUUCCAACUACAUGAUGCAUCUUUUACAUGAUAAUCCUGAGAUGUUGAUGCCUGGGAGCAGAAGAGAUUUGUUCACAGAUGCCUCCGAAGAACUCAAGGCUAUCCUCCAAGCUGAUAACGUAUUGCUGCUGGUGGAAAACAGACUUACACAGGUGUUCAUUGAUAAAGUGCAGUCUAAAAGUGGUCUUUUUAACGAAGCCUGGGUGAUUGCUCAAGACCUGAUGAAAAUUUCUGAUGAUGGCAAGAAGAUGUGGGAGGCAAUCAGAGGUGUAUGGAUCGAGAUGCUCUGCUUUUCUGCUGGUAGAUGCAGGGGUUACCUACAUGCCAAGAACCUUGGCCACGGGGGCGAGUACCUCACCUUUGUCUCGCUCGUGAUGUCACACGGGGGAUUGGAGACUUUCGCCGAGAGGCAGCAGAGGGUGCAUCUUCAACUAUUACCGGAGGAGAGGAAGAAGAGGGCGGUGCAGCAUCAGCUACCAACCGAGGAGAGGGUGAUAUUGAAAGAAGCUGCAACAAAUCAAGAAGCUGGUGCGUCGUCUGAGGUCGAGAUUGUUCUCAAAAGCUAGAAAAAACAUGCAGUUCCAUCAUUCCUUGUUAUCUUAUCUCCAUUUUAUCUAGCCUCUUUGUGUCAUGUUUGUUUGCUGCUACCCUGCUAUGCAUGCUCUAGACCUAUGAAUUCCCUUCCCCCCCGCCCCCGCGCGCGUGUGUGUGGUGGGGGGGGACUCCAUUCUGUGAUUUGGUUGUUUGUAAAUUUAAUACCUCAUUUUUAAUAUAUGAAAAUUUUAAUUACCAUUCGUUUA
This is a messenger RNA of Setaria italica (foxtail millet), 2298 nucleotides long. RefSeq lists its product as uncharacterized. The transcript is spliced from 2 exons. The record is from RefSeq and is a predicted model, not a curated record. The coding region runs from base 34 to 2064 and encodes 676 amino acids. Lineage: Eukaryota; Viridiplantae; Streptophyta; Magnoliopsida; Poales; Poaceae.